UCUCCCCUGAAGCUUAAAGAAUGGAUAUCUUACUAAACUACAUGGACCAAGUGCUUUUCACUCCCUAUAUUUAUCCGGAUACAUGGCGGGAAGAUGAACCUCUCAGGCAGCUCAUUAACUUGUUUCUUAUAACCAACAUAGGUGGCGCUCUACUCUACUUAUCUUGUGCAACUGCUAGUUACUUUUUUUUGUUUGAUCAUCAGCUGAAAAAGCAUCCUCUUUUUAUUAAGAAUCAAGUGAAAUUAGAAAUUCAAUACACACUAUGGUCAGUCCCAUGGAUCAGUAUUCCCACUGUGGCGCUGUUUUUCCUGGAAGUGCGAGGCUACAGCAAGCUCUACGAUCAGAUUGAACAAUCGCCCUUAGGAUGGAUGAAAGAGCUAGCUAAUUUCGUCUUCUUCGUGCUGUUUACCGAUAUGUUGAUCUAUUGGAUCCAUCGGUUUCUUCAUCAUCGGACCAUUUACAAGCAUUUCCAUAAACCGCACCAUACAUGGAAGGUCCCGACACCGUUCGCCAGUCACGCUUUCCAUCCGGUGGACGGAUUCUUACAGAGCGCACCGUACCACAUCUACGUCUUUUUGUUCCCGUUGCACAAAGUGACUUACCUGGGACUCUAUGUCAUCGUCAACAUGUGGUCGACAUCAAUUCACGACGGUUUGUUCCUUGUACCCAAAGCCCUAAAGCCGGUCAUUAACGGGGCGUCCAAUCACACCGUCCAUCACCUCUAUUUCGAUUUCAACUACGGCCAGUAUUUCACACUAUGGGACCGCAUUGGUGGAUCGUAUCUCGACCCGUCCGUUAAACUACCAGAAGAAAAUAAAGUGUGGAAAAACAAGAUCAAUUAGAAAUAUUUUGAUUGUACAAAUAAGCUUUUUUCCCCGGAAUUUUUCCCGAUAGCCUUGAAGGCUAUUGAUGUAAUAGCCAAUUCAUGUCGACGACGUGAUGGCGAAUAUUUUGACAAAAUAAAUUCCUGGAAAAUGA
Molecule: messenger RNA, 978 nt
Organism: Daphnia pulex (common water flea)
Lineage: Eukaryota; Metazoa; Arthropoda; Branchiopoda; Diplostraca; Daphniidae
Product: lathosterol oxidase-like
Exons: 4
Coding region: 21-842 (273 amino acids)
Molecular function (GO): iron ion binding; oxidoreductase activity
Source: RefSeq, a predicted model, not a curated record